AUGGGCGUUUUUCGUUCUCAUUAUUCAGACGUAGAAAUUCCAGAUAUUGGAAUUUACCAUUUUGUUACCAGUAAUCCUAACAACAUUCCUGACUCGAAAGUCGUUUUCGUUGAUGCAACAACUCAUAGAAAGAUAACCUUUGGUGAAUUUAAGAGAGAUUCAAAAAGAUUUGCUGCAGGAUUGCAAGAUCAGCUCGAGUUCAAAAGAGGUGAUGUGCUGUGUAUUUAUUCUCCCAACCAAGUCGAUUAUGCAACGGUUAUAUAUGGUACAUUAGUGGCAGGUGGACGGAUCUCACCGGCUAAUCCAUCAUACACUGUCAAGGAACUAACUCAUCAGUUGAUCGAUUCCGGAUCAUCCGUGAUAAUUACCCACCCCGAUUACUUAUCUAACGCUAUCGAAGCAGCCGUCAACACAAAAAUACCAGAAUCCAGAAUCUUUGUAUUUGGAGAAAAUAGGAUCAAUGGUAUCCAUCCUUAUACUACUUUGUUCGGUGCUCGCGAAGCAGUGCCAGUCGAAUAUACAGCUCAAGAAGUUCGCACUACCACCGCAUAUUUGUGCUACAGUUCCGGAACCACAGGGAAGAAUAAAGGGGUGGAAACUACUCACUAUAAUAUGGUGGCUAACGUGUCGCAAAUUAUUGGGUUCGAAGGAGAUAAUCUGUGUGCGGAUCUUUGUUAUAUCGGGGUCCUGCCAUUCUAUCAUAUGUACGCGCUCAACAUAAAUCUACAUUUGGCUUUAGUCCUGGGCGCAACUUCAGUGGUGAUCCCUAGAUUCGACAUAGCAACCUUCUGUCGAGCAAUUCAAGAUUACAAAGUCGACAUUGCUCCUGUCGUGCCUCCUAUCGUCUUAUCCUUGGUGAAAAGUUCGGUAGCAAGAGAAUAUGAUCUGUCGAGUUUGAAACAUAUCAUUUGUGGUGCAGCACCGCUGAGCAAGUCGCUGAGCGAUGAUUUUGACAGGAUCUAUAAUAUUCCUAUCCAACAGGUUUAUGGUCUUACCGAAAUUUCACCUGUUUCUCACCUUGGGCCUCUAAAGAAACUAUUAAAUGGUAUGCAUAAUUAUUGGUUUUCAAUUUAUGAUACAUCGUUGAUGAAAAGCCUGUUCUCUAACUUAUUUGGACAAACAGGCUCGGUGGGGGUUCUUCUUCCAAAUAUUGAAGCAAAAGUACUAUCAGAGGAUGGCGAAGAACUUGGGCAUAACGAACCCGGAGAAUUGUACGUUCGUGGGCCCAUGCUCAUGAAGGGCUACCUAAAUAAUAAUCAGGCAACAAACUGGGUUAUCGAUAAAGAUGGAUGGUUCAGAACUGGUGACAUCGCAAGUGUUGAUCCUGAUGGGUAUUAUUUUAUAAUUGAUCGUGUUAAAGAGUUGAUAAAAUACAAGGGAUUCCAAGUAGCCCCAGCAGAGCUCGAAGCUCUCCUGUUGACACAUUCUUCGGUUGCGGAUGCCGCGGUAAUAAGCAUUUAUUCCGAAAAGGAUGCCACCGAACUUCCAGUAGCGUAUAUCGUUCCACAGCAAGGUCACGAGCCAACAGCAGAGCUGAAAGAUGGUAUUGAACAGUUUGUUGCUACGAAGGCGGCGCCGCACAAGAAAAUCAGAGGCGGCAUUGUGUUUGUCGAUCAAAUUCCGAAGAGCGCCUCGGGAAAGAUAUUGAGGAG
This is a messenger RNA of Acaulospora colombiana, 1652 nucleotides long. The record is from the annotation of a GenBank genome assembly. Lineage: Eukaryota; Fungi; Glomeromycota; Glomeromycetes; Diversisporales; Acaulosporaceae.